AUGUCGACGCGCGCGGUGAGGGCGGCGCUGCUCUGCGCAUGCGCAUUGCUCUUGCAAUACGCUAGUGCCGAGCUCAGAGGAAGAUGUCCGGCGGAGGAGGCCGCGUGUCCGGCGCGUGCGACCCCCUGCAACGCGGACGACGAAUGUGGCGAGCAAAUUUGCUGUAACACUGCAUGUGGCCGUGCCUGUAUCGAUCCAUUGUUCACCGGUUGUGAAAACAUCAAAAUGUCAUCGGAGCGCAUAUCGCGGGCCCUGGCAGCGGAGAAUAGCCGUGGUGGCAGAGGUGCGUUCCGCAGCGUGCGGACGCCGCGUUGCAGGAUGUCGGACGGCGAGUUCGAGGAGGUGCAAUGCGACAACGAGAUCGUCAGCGCCUGCUGGUGCGUGGACGCGACAGGGUUUGAGAUCCCGGGCACGCGUGCGCCGGCCGCCUCGCUGGUGAACUGCACGCGCACGGCGGCGUGCGCGGCGCACACGUGCCGCAUGCUGUGCCCGCUCGGCUUCGAGCUGGACGAGCGCGGCUGCCCGCUGUGUAAGUGCCGCGACCCCUGCGCUGGUAUCACCUGCCCCGGACACCUGGACUGCCAGCUCGAGGAGACGCCCUGUCUACGCCCGCCCUGUCCGCCCGUACCCACGUGUAAACGAGGCAGGAGUCUUCAAAACAUAUGCCCAGUUGGGGAACCACUUCUUAUAUCGGAGACGAACCGGCCGUUCCUCUGUGGCACAGACCCCGGCAAGCCAAACUGUCCGCCGCUUUACAAAUGUCUCGUGGACUCAGGCAACGACUACGGCGUGUGCUGCCCAGCGUCCCUAGACCUUCAGAAAGCCGGCACGUGCCCGGUCCCCAGUAACAAUACGGAGGAACUUGAUUGCGGGACGCCCUGCGCGCACGACCUGGAAUGUCCGUCGAUGCAGAAGUGCUGCGAGGGCGGCGAGUGCGGGCGGCACUGCACGCUGCCGCACAACGUGACGCUGUGCACGCAACAGCGGAUGCUGGCCGAGCUGCUGGUGGUCAGCGAGCGGGAGGGCAGGGGCUACGUGCCGCAGUGCGCGCCAGACGGCUCCUUCGUCACCAAGCAGUGCUCGAGAAAUGGACUGGUUUGUUGGUGCGUAGACAACGAGGGCAACAAGGUGCGCGGCUCGAUGGGCCCGGCGGAGUCGGUGCAGUGCACGGCGACGCGCGCGGCUCGCACGCGGCCGCGCUCGCUCGCGGAGUGCGCGCGCUCGCUGUGCGCCAGCGUGUGCGAGUACGGCUACCGCAGCGCGGACGACGGCUGCCCCAGCUGCGAGUGCGACGACCCGUGCGAGGGCUUCCCCUGCCCCGACGAUCACGAGUGCGUGCGCGUCAAGGACUCCGACUGUACCGGCGACCUGUGCAACGGUUAUCCAGUGUGUCGUCCGCGGGUGUCGUACGAUAACCCGUGCAGCGUGGGCACGCCGGCCGCUGACGAGGCAGGCGGCGUGCUGCGCUGCGAGUUGCGCGCGGACUGCCCCGCCGGACACGCGUGCGUGCACGUGCGCCGCGCGGCAGCUGUCUGCUGCCCCGACAACUACACCGACACAGACAACGACACCGACACCGACCUCGCAACCGACACCGACCUCGCCAGCGACACCGACCUCGCCGAGAUCAGUUUCGAAUCAUGCGGCUCGGACGUGGAGGCGGUCUGCGAUCUGAAUUCGACCAGGAGUUGUCCAGACGGAAUGUGUGGGGACGAGUUCGUGUGCUGCUCCACUGCGACGUGCGGACCAGUUUGUGUGGACCCCGCCAAAUUGCGCCUACAGACCGACCGGGUUGAUAAUACUCCUACAAUGUGCGAAUACUUGCGCGACUUCGACGAGAAGAUGGAGGGCACGGUGGACGGCAUGAAGCUGGCGCUGCCGGCGCCCGCGUGCGGCGCGGACGGCGCCUACACCGCGCGCCAGUGCGCCGCCGGCCGCUGCUGGUGCGUCGACUCCUUCGGCACAGAGAUACCCGACACCUCCACCAACAACGCCUCCAUGCUUGAUUGCGAAAAGGUGCGGUCGGAGUUGUCGUGCUUGGAGCUAACGUGCCGCAUGGGCUGUGACUACGGGUUCGAGUUGGGCGCUUCGCGGUGCCCCACGUGCCGCUGCCGCGACCCGUGCGCCGGCGUGCAGUGCCCCAGCGGCCGCGCCUGCGCGCUCGUCGACGUCGCCUGCGACGCGGACUACUGCCCGCCCGUGCCCGCCUGUCUGCCGCGCAGGGAGGGCCAGUGUCCGUACCUGGUGCCGGCGACGGGCGCGUGCGAGUGGGCGUGCCGCUCCGACGCCGAGUGCUCGCCCGGCCAGCGCUGCUGCCCCACCGGCUGCGGCACCGCCUGCACGCAGCCCGUGCACCACACCGCCUGCCAGCACGCCAGGGCCUUAGCACUACAUACCGCCGCCGAAAGGGGGAGCCCACCAUCGUGGAGUUGGGUACCGGAGUGCAAAGAAGACGGUUCAUACGAGAAAAUCCAAUGUCGGGAAUCAGAAAGAGUUUGCUGGUGUGUGGACGAAGCUGGCAAUGAGAUUCCCGGGACUCGGUCGACGAAUUCGACGCCAUCUUGCGACGCCCCUGCACAGUGUCCCGACCCCGGAUGCAACGAAGAAGAAGUAUGCGCUCACGGUAGACAACUUGAUGAUAAAGGCUGCCCCACGUGCACCUGUCGCGAUCCCUGCGCUGAAGCGAAGUGCCGUGAAGACGAAACUUGCGAGCUGGUGAAUUUGAAUUGCGAGGGUUCAACGUGCACGGCGCUGGGGCGGUGCGCGCCGGCGCCGCAGUGCCCGGGCGGCGGCGAGGCGCUGCGCGCGCCGGGUGACGCGACGCCGCUCGCGUGCGGCCCGAGCGCCGCCGCCUGCCCCGCCACGCACGCCUGCCGCUACGCGCCGCACGACCCACGACCCGCCGUCUGCUGCCCCAAGCCCAGAACGGUUUGUUUCGAGAGCAAGGACGAGGGUAUUUGCGAGGCGGGCGCGGGCUCCAGCCUGAACGCGAGCCGCUGGCACUUCAACGCGGCGCGCAACCGCUGCGAGCGCUUCGUGUACCACGGCUGCUCGGGCAACCACAACAACUUCCGCACCAAGGACGAGUGCAACGCCGUCUGCCCGGUGCUGACCCCGUGUGAACGUCUCCGGGAAAGGAACGAAGCAGCAGCGCAGAAGUACGGCAAGGGCACGUUCAUACCGAGUUGCGACGCCAGCGGAGCUUGGGAGUCCGUGCAGUGCAUGUCACAUAUCGACGUGUGCUGGUGCGUGAGCGCGCGCGGCGAGCCGCAGAAGGGGUCGCUGGUGCGCGGCGCGCGGCCCGCCUGCAACUUCCGCCAGGCGCGACGCUGGCGCGCACGGGACCCCGACGACGAACGUGCCAAAGCCGACGAAGUGUUGGAAGAGCUCAUCAGACAAAUGACAUCAUACCGAGUAGACGAAUUCGAGGAGGAAGACGAGGAAGACGCUGAAGAUAUUCACAUAGAGCCACAAAGCAGAGAGUCAGCGACGGACGUUUCAGAAGGCGCCGUGUUGGUGUCGGAGGUCAUUGAACCCAGAGUAUCACAGACUACGAGAGCGAAUGACAAGCAGCUAGAAGUUGCCAUAGAUAAAAUUGUUUUCAAAACGAAAUGUCAAGUUUUAUUAGAGGAAGCGGAGAAAGGUGAGGAAGGUGUGCGGCCGCGCUGCCAGGCGGACGGCGCGUUCGCGGCGCGCCAGUGCGCGCGCGGCCGCUGCUGGUGCGUGGACGCGGCCGGACAGCGCCGCGCGCCUGCACAUGUCGCAGACGCGCCCGCGCCCGACACCUGCGAGGAGACCCAAAUCGAAUCAGCCUUAUUGGAGCUGGAGCUGGUCGGUGCUAGCAGCGAAGACGGUGAAAAGGCCCGAGGUGCUUUAUCAGCGAGAUUAACAGCGUUCGGAGCAAAUGUUCCAGUGGCAAUGGUCAGAGAACAGGGCGUGAUAAGGCUGCGCGCUCUACUAACCGGUCCACGAGCAGCUGAUAUGGCUUUUCAUCUGGAAAACAUGGUUAAAAAAGAAAAAUUGGCGGGCGCUCGCAAAUCGGAAGCUGGUGUCAUUGGAGCCGAUGUGAUCCGCAGCGAAUACCGCUUAGCAGUACCGGCGCCGAUAUCACAACAGCGGGAAAUCGUCACUGAGUCUACCGUAUCAGCAGCUACAUCCUACCACACGGCUCUCAUUGUUUUAGCUGCCACGUCUGCAUUUAUCAUUAGUGUACUUUGCGUGUUGGUGAUGCUCUAUCGAGCUAGACUGCAAAGAGAGCCUCAAAAAGCAGAACGUUUCCUCCCACCGGCUCCUCCAGUGUACGUCCUCUCAGCAGACGAAAAAGCGGAACUGGCAAGGGCUUUACACGUUCAAAAUAAUCCUUCGAACGAUGAUUCGAAAGUUUAA
Messenger RNA from Parnassius mnemosyne (clouded apollo), 4386 nucleotides. The record is from the annotation of a GenBank genome assembly. Lineage: Eukaryota; Metazoa; Arthropoda; Insecta; Lepidoptera; Papilionidae.